Larimichthys crocea (large yellow croaker) is the source of this 3094-nucleotide messenger RNA. RefSeq names its product serine incorporator 3 (gene serinc3). Gene Ontology annotation, cellular component: membrane. The record is from RefSeq and is a predicted model, not a curated record. NCBI's taxonomy places the organism in Eukaryota, Metazoa, Chordata, Actinopteri, Sciaenidae. The transcript is spliced from 11 exons. The coding region runs from base 423 to 1757 and encodes 444 amino acids.
GCGCUCAGAGACGCACUGAGCGAAAAAAAAGCCCUCAUCAUCAUCAUAACUGCAGGACAGUCCUUCACCAGCCAGCCAUACACACCUGAGCUGCCGUUAUUGUUUGUGUUCCGCCCGGUUCACCCAGCUGCCUCACCGUUUAUUGAGCCGGUCUGUCUGAAGUCCACCCUGGAGGCUCAGAGGAGAAGUAACGGGGAGAAGACCGCAGACUUAUCACGGACUGUCCGCUCCUGCGCUGACACUGGACAGCCAUGGGAGCUGUUCUGGGGGCCUUUUCCCUCGCGAGCUGGACACAGUGUUACUGUUGAACACAGAUUUAGGAUGAUAAUCACAAGUAUGUAUGGUUCACUUGGGUGCCGUGCUUGUGCAGCAGUGCAACCUGUCUGUUGUGCAGCUGCUGUCCAAGCACCAGGAACUCCACGAUGACCAGGAUCAUCUACGCCUCCAUCUUGCUGCUGGGCACUGUCGUCGCCUGCAUCAUGCUGUCACCGGGUAUAGAUCAACAGCUAAAGAGGAUCCCAGGCUUCUGUGAAGACGGGGCCGGCUCCUCUAUUCCUGACCUGAAGGUCGAUGUCAACUGUCAAAUGUUUGUGGGUUACAAGGCAGUGUACCGUGUCUGCUUCGGCAUGAGUGUGUGGUUCCUGGGUUUUUCCGUUCUGAUGAUGAACAUCAAGAACAGCAGAGACCCACGCGCUGCCAUCCACAAUGGAUUUUGGUUCUUUAAGUUUGGUGUCUUGGUGGCAGUGACAGCCGGUGCCUUUUACAUUCCAGAUGGGCCUUUCACCCACACAUGGUUUGUCGUGGGCUCGGGUGGAGCUUUCUGUUUCAUUCUGAUCCAGCUGGUGCUGCUGGUGGACUUUGCCCACUCCUGGAAUGAGUCCUGGGUGGAAAAGAUGGAGACUGGUCAGUCCAGGGGCUGGUAUGCAGCUUUGCUGGGCAUCACAAUCCUCAACUACAUCCUGUCAUUUAUCGCUGUCGUGCUGUUCUUCGUCUUCUACACCAAGACUGACGGAUGCUUCAUCAACAAGUUCUUCAUCAGCUUCAACAUGUUGUUCUGCAUGGCGGCCUCUGUUAUCUCUGUGCUGCAUAAAGUACAGGAGUCUCAGCCACGUUCAGGUCUUCUACAGUCCUCCAUCAUCACCCUGUACACCAUGUUUCUGACCUGGUCUGCCAUGAGCAAUGAGCCUGACCAAGAAUGUAACCCCAGCCUGCUGAGUAUCUUCCAGCAGAUCACAGCCCCCACACUGGCCCCUAUGGAGAUGGAGAACCAGACAGCUGUGGUAAUCAUCGGCCCAGAGGAACCUGUCCUGACGUCCCCGUACCUGCAGUGGUGGGACGCCCAGAGUAUUGUGGGGCUGGCUAUAUUUAUCCUGUGCAUCCUUUAUUCAAGCAUUCGUUCAUCGAGCACCAGCCAGGUUAACAAGCUGACCAUGGCCUCCAAAGACUCGGCCAUCCUGGCCGAGGGCGGCGGGAGCAGCCCCGACCUGUCAGAGGAGUUGACGGGACCCAGGCGGGUGGAGGACAAUGAGCGGGACAUGGUCCAGUACAGCUACUCCUUCUUCCACUUCAUGCUCUUCUUGGCCUCGCUCUACAUUAUGAUGACACUCACCAACUGGUACAGCCCUGAGGCAGACUACACCGUAACCAGCAAGUGGCCGGCAGUGUGGGUUAAGAUAACCUCCAGCUGGGUGUGUUUGGCCCUGUACAUCUGGACUCUGGUGGCCCCCAUGAUUCUCACCAACCGAGACUUCAGCUAAUCAUCAGCUCCGUCUCUCACUCCACAAACUUCUUUUUUCAUACAUAAACUCCGACCAUAUUGCCUACAUCUAAUUUCAGAAUGGACUCACAUUUUAAACUUUUAGCUUCAAUAUUUGUAGUUUAAAAAAACGGGUCCAGAGGUGCCAUAACAGCUGCGUCAGGUAUUUACUGUAAAGUGUGUUAUUUCAUACCAGUCAGUAGCAGCUGUUCAUUAAUCGGACGUUCAAAGACAAUCAUAUGUUUUCUAUGCACAAAAACACACAUGAAGAAACACAUUACAUUUGUUGACAAUUGUGUACAUUUAUGUAAAUCAGAUGCAACAUCUAGAUAAAAUGUGAUCUGUCAUUUCUGCUCUAACAGCAAGCAGGCAGAUUUAAUCAAAUACUUCAAGCAUAUGAAUGUUCCAGAAAAUUCAGUAUUACAAUAUUAAUAAUGUGGGCUGUUUUGUGAACUACGUGCAGUGAUAAGCUCUUAUACGGAUACGAGAGCCUGAUAUGCCUUCAAAAGCCUUGUCUGCCAGAUUUUCAGAUAUGUAAAUAUAUUUAAAGUAAUAUCUACAAGUGCAGUAAACUAUUGCCGAUAAACACACAUACACACACACACACACACACAGACAAUACGACUCAAAGUCUACUUAAGUUUCUGCCAAAUAUUCAUGGACCAAGAUAUUGAAUGUAAAGUUGUCUUUGAGUGUAAAAGAAGUCCUUACAGUGACAAAAAUCUAUAUUUCUUCAAAGAUGACCAUCGUUCUGCACAUCAUUAAAUGACUCCAAAUAGUAUGGAAUAGCUUUAAUAUUUAUUGUGAUUUUAUGAUUUUACUUAAAUCCAAAUAAUAACUUUUAUUUAGUAAGAAAUGUCAGUCUUAGCUGAAUGUUGAAUAUGUUGGAGAAUAUGAUUUAUAUGAUACACUGACCAAAUGCCUUGUAAGCCAAAGUGAUUUACUGUACUUAGUAUCUGAAAGCAGUCUGUGCGUCUGCAGUUUAUGAUGGAUUUAUAGUAAUUUAUGUUUGUUUUGACUGUUUUCAUAACAGAUUGAAUAUUAAAAACUCUUUCAAACAAUAACUCUGACCAACACAGAGAAUACAGUUUGUGCAAAUGACAACACAAAGCAGUGACACAUACUUUCAUUCUAUCAUCUGAACAAUACAUUAAAACAUUAUUUACUAAACAUAAACGUUCAUUGUCUACCGCUGAUGGGAGAUGUCUGUAUUCUGAAAAUGAUCACAUGAUUUUUGUUUUGACACUUUUUUGUGAGUUGGCUGUAGACCUGAUCAGAGAUCAGAGCAGAUGACUAUACACUGAAACUCUGAAAGAAUAAAGACAGAUUCACAGCUGA